Messenger RNA from Poecilia latipinna (sailfin molly), 1464 nucleotides. RefSeq names its product C-type mannose receptor 2-like. The record is from RefSeq and is a predicted model, not a curated record. Bases 36 to 1154 code for a protein of 372 amino acids. The transcript is spliced from 4 exons. NCBI's taxonomy places the organism in Eukaryota, Metazoa, Chordata, Actinopteri, Cyprinodontiformes, Poeciliidae.
ACUGCUGGAGGAAAAUAAUUCAUCUGACAGCAAAGAUGCAGUGGAGUCUGAUUCUGCUCUUCCUGAUGGCUCAGUGUUGUUUCAUUGACUGUCAGCUCUAUCAGUUUCACUACAUUAAUGAGAAUAAGAACUGGACUGAAGCUCAGCAGUACUGCAGAGAGAAACACACUGACCUGGUCACAGUGACUAACAUGAAGGACAUGAAGAGACUCAUCAACAUCUCAGCUGGAGAUCAGAGGGAAGCUUGGAUUGGUCUGAAUGAUCAAAAACAUGGUAACAGAACUUGGCGCUGGUCUCUGCCUGGAGUGGAGUUUAAUGAAAGUGAGACAACGUGGGACACAAACGAACCAAAUGAUGGAGGAAGUCAAGUAAUAUAUCAGAACUGUGUGAUUGUGAAUAAAUAUCUCAAAUGGACAGACGACCAGUGCCAAACUUUACGUCAUUUCCUCUGCUAUAAUGAAACUAAUACAACCCAUAAAUAUCACUUGAUUAAAGAGGAGAAGUCCUGGCAGGAAGCUCAGAGUUACUGCAGAGAGAAUCACACAGACCUGAUCAGUGGAACGAAGCAGCUACAGGAUGAAGAAGUGAAGAAAUUGAUGAACUCUACAAGUGAUCACACAUACAUUGGUCUGUUCAGAGACACCUGGAGGUGGUCAGAUGGAAGCAGUUUCUCUUUCAGACACUGGAAUCCAAUAUUUAACAAUCACAAUCCCAACAGUGGUCAAUGUGCCAUGACUAAGUUUGAUGGUGAAGGCAGAUGGACGAAUGUGAGCUGUGAUAAUAAAAAACCCUUCAUCUGUUAUGAUGAUAAAUUGAUCCUGAUCAAAGAGGCGAUGAACUGGGAGGACGCCUUGACCUACUGCAGAGGUCACCACUAUAACCUGGUCACCAUCACCAACGUGGAUGAUCAGAAACAGAUCCAGGAGAAAGUCAAGGAGGCAUCGACUGAUUAUGUCUGGAUGGGUCUGCGUUACGCCUGCACUCUGGAUUUGUGGUUCUGGGUCAGUGACGAGAUGGUCAGCGAUGAGAACUGGGCCAAAGGUGAACCGAUGGACGACUGUGACAUGUCAGGAGCCAUGGAGACGGGAGGAGAACAUCAGUGGAAAAAGAAAAAUGAUACUGAGAAGUUUAAUUUCAUCUGUUCUAAGAAUUAAAUCUGAAUCUGUCCCCUGUGAGAAACUAUUUCCUCUGAUUUCAUCGUUGCAAAUUUAAUGAACUGUUGUGCAUUAUGUGAAAGAAUUACCAGGACAUUUUAAACACUUAUGAUUAACUAAGUUACCUUGGAGUGAGUUUGCUUUACUUUUUCAGUUUUCUUUAUCAAAUGUUGAAGGAACAUUCAAACAAACUAGAGCCGCUAUGGUCUAGUUUACAUUUAGCUCCUAAUUUUACUGCAAUCUUUUGUUGUUUUUUCUUUUGUCACUGAUUAAUUUGGAAAUAAAAUAAAUAAUUAUUGUCUUCUUUUAA